Ectocarpus siliculosus is the source of this 603-nucleotide messenger RNA. NCBI's taxonomy places the organism in Eukaryota, Phaeophyceae, Ectocarpales, Ectocarpaceae. The record is from the annotation of a GenBank genome assembly.
AUGGCUACAACAAGGGUCAAGUUCGGGAUAUGGGCGGGAAUAGUGGCGUUGCUGUUGGCGGGUUCAUUGGGGGUGCAUCCCGGGCCGGCGAUCAACAUGGAGACCUCCCUUAGGGCUUGUACCGUCGACGAACUCCUACCGCCAGCAAUUUCUGAGGGGGCCUCGCGAUCGCCUGAGUGGGUUGAUUCGUUCGACCUUGAACCUCUAUAUGGGUGCAACUGCAGCUUCUAUAAGGCCAGCCGGAGAACGAUCCACACGCGAGCACGCAGCCCCUUCUCCGCCCACCAGCUGCUGCUGCACCGCAUAACGCCGCGCACACGCUUCAUCACACGUAACUGCGCAGCGCCUCCCACCAACCAGUAUGGCACUUAUUGUCGAGGUUUCCAACAAGGCGGUGCACUGCCAGUCGAACGCACGAAUGACCUCAUGGAUGCAAUUGAGGUAAUUAGCGAUACGUUUGGAGGUGCGGCGAUCGGCGAGGCUUCAAUGAAAGCCCUGCAGUGCUUCCCUCUAGCAUGGGCUUGUCUCACCGCCAACAACGAGGCAGAACAGAAGCAGAAAAACGGUCGUAGAUGUAUCGAGGUUCUAGUAGAUAGUAUAUAA